Messenger RNA from Penicillium macrosclerotiorum, 3882 nucleotides. Its product is annotated as tetratricopeptide repeat protein. Bases 1 to 3882 code for a protein of 1293 amino acids. The transcript is spliced from 3 exons. Gene Ontology annotation, molecular function: protein binding. Gene Ontology annotation, cellular component: kinesin complex. Lineage: Eukaryota; Fungi; Ascomycota; Eurotiomycetes; Eurotiales; Aspergillaceae. The record is from RefSeq and is a predicted model, not a curated record.
AUGGCCUCGACCACUUAUUCGGGCGUCAACCAUGGCGCACAGGUUGGGAACAACUAUGGCACAUUCACCGCGGAAUUUCAUGCCGCUCCAGAGCGACCAGAAACCCCGCCUGAUCCUUUAUCGACCGUACCAUUCGCGCGCGACCAGGAUUUCGUUAGUAGGAGCACACUGCUUCAUCAGAUACGUGAGAAGAACUCGGUCCCAGGGUCGAGAAUAGCCUUAGUCGGCCUCGGUGGUGUAGGAAAAUCACAACUCGUCAUCGAAUAUUCAUAUCAGAUCCGAUCUGAAUCACCGACGACAUGGAUCUUUUGGAUCCACGCGAGCAAUCACGCCCGAUUCGAGCAAAGUUUUCGGGACAUUGCAGAUGAGGUUAAGAUCCCCGGCCGCCGGGAUCCCAAAGCCAACAUUUUCCAGCUAGUCCAAAAUUGGCUGCGAGAUAAGAAGAAAGGGAAGUGGAUUUGCAUCCUUGAUAAUGCAGAUAACCAUGAACUUCUCUGUUUGCCCCAAGCAGCCCUAAACACCGCUCAUACGAAAGAAGCAACGAAUGCUCUAGUGAAGCCACUUCUAGAAUACAUUCCUAGAGGCCGGAAUGGAUCUGUCAUUAUCACUAGUCGGAGCCGAGAGGUUGCGCUCAAGAUAGUCAAACACAAUGACUUGAUCGAAGUCAGACCAAUGGAACAGUGCGAGGCGCUGAAGCUUCUCGAGAAUAGGCUUGGACGACCGGCAGAAGCCCAAGAGAGUCGAAAAUUAGUGGAAGAGCUUGAGUUCAUGCCGCUCGCGAUCGUUCAGGCGGCGAGCUAUAUCAGAGCUCGAGCCCCUCGCUGUUCGAUAUCACAAUACCUUAGAGACUUCCAAGCAAGUGACCGUGAGGCGACCAAGCUUCUCCAGAGAGAGGCAGAUUGCUUAGAUCGGGACUGGGAAGCAAAGAACUCAAUUAUGGUGACGUGGCAAAUAUCAUUCAAUUACAUUCGCUCCAAAAAGACAUCUGCCGCGGACCUACUCUCUCUUAUGUGUUUUUUCGACCGGCAAGAAAUACCAGAAAGCCUUCUUCGGCUUGACCCUGAAGCUAGCCAUACCUCUACCUCCCACCUCAUUAACGACUCUAGUGACGGGGAGUCGUUCGAACCUCAUGAUAGUCCCGAUUUUGAAGAUGAUAUUAUAACACUAAAAAACUUUUCAUUUAUAUCCACUAGCGAGACCGGGACCUUCUUCACUAUGCAUCGGCUGGUGCAACUGACAACGCGUGCGUGGUUAAAAUCUCAUAGGAACAUAGACCUAUGGAGAGAAAGAUUUAUCGGUAUAUUAUACCAAAAAUUUCCGACUGGUGAAUAUGAGAAUUGGGCGAAGUGCCAGUCGCUAUUUCCACACGUUCGGUCAGCGAUGUCUCAGCAGCCAGAGUCAAAAGAUUCUCUAUUACAAUGGGCGACGAUCCUUUAUAGAGGUGCAUGGUAUGCUUUGAAAAGCGGCAAUAUGGCAGAUGUUAGGAGCAUGGCAUUUAAAUCGAGUAAGCAGAGAGUUAAUUUGCUAGGUGAUGAGAAUGAAGAAGCUGUUGCAAGUACAGCGAUAUUAGGAGAAGCAUAUUUACUCGAGGGCCUAUGGGAAGAGGCCGAGCAGCUCUUUGUGCAGGUGACGGAGACGAGCAAGACGAAGCUCGGCGUGGAUCAUCCUCAUACGCUGAUGAGUAUGGCCAACCUGGCAUCGACGUAUAGGAACCAGGGCCGAUGGGAGGAGGCGGAACAGCUCUUUAUGCAGGUGAUGGAGACUUGCAAGACGAAGCUCGGCGUGGACCAUCCCGACACGCUGACGAGUAUGGGCAACCUGGCGUCGACGCUUUGGAACCAGGGCCGGUGGGAGGAGGCGGAACAGCUCUUUAUGCAGGUGAUAGAGACUCACAAGACAAAGCUCGGGGCGGACCAUCCUGACACGCUGACGAGUAUGGGCAACCUGGCAUUGACGUAUAUAAACCAGGGCCGAUGGGAGGAGGCAGAACAGCUCUUUGUGCAGGUGAUGGAGACGAGCAAGACAAAGCUCGGGGCGGACCAUCCUGACACGAUGACGAGUAUGGGCAACCUGGCAUCGACGUAUACGAACCAGGGCCGAUGGGAGGAGGCGGAACAGCUCUUUGUGCAGGUGAUGGAGACGAGCAAGACAAAGCUCGGGGCGGACCAUCCUGACACGCUGACGAGUAUGGGCAACCUGGCAUCGACGUAUACGAACCAGGGCCGAUGGGAGGAGGCAGAACAGCUCUUUGUGCAGGUGAUAGAGACGAGGAAGACGAAGCUCGGCGUGGACCAUCCUCGUACGCUGAUAAGUAUAGGCAACCUGGCAUCGACGUAUAUGAACCAGGGCCGAUGGGAGGAGGCGGAACAGCUCUUUGUGCAGGUGAUAGAGGCUCGCAAGACGAAGCUCGGCGCGGACCAUCCUGACACGCUGACGAGUAUGGACAACCUAGCAUCGACGUAUAGGAACCAGGGCCGAUGGGAGGAGGCGGAACAGCUAUUUGUGCAGGUGAUAGAGACGAGGAAGACGAAGCUCGGCGUGGACCAUCCCUAUACACUGACGAGUAUGGGCAACCUGGCAUCAACGUAUAUAAACCAGGGCCGAUGGGAGGAGGCGGAACAGCUAUUUGUGCAGGUGAUAGAGACGAGGAAGACGAAGCUCGGCGUGGACCAUCCCUAUACACUGACGAGUAUGGGCAACCUAGCAUCAACGUAUAUAAACCAGGGCCGAUGGGAGGAGGCGGAACAGCUCUUUGUGCAGGUGAUGGAGACGAGCAAGACAAAGCUCGGGGCGGACCAUCCUGACACGCUGACGAGUAUGGGCAACCUGGCAUUGACGUAUAUGAACCAGGGCCGAUGGGAGGAGGCGGAACAGCUCGAGGUGCAGGUGAUGGAGACGAGGAAGACAAAGCUCGGGGCGGACCAUCCUGACACGCUGACGAGUAUAGGCAACCUAGCAUCGACGUAUAGGAACCAGGGCCGAUGGGAGGAGGCGGAACAGCUCUUUGUGCAGGUGAUAGAGACGAGGAAGACGAAGCUCGGCGUGGACCAUCCUCGUACGCUGAUAAGUAUAGGCAACCUGGCAUCGACGUAUAUGAACCAGGGCCGAUGGGAGGAGGCGGAACAGCUCUUUGUGCAGGUGAUGGAGACGAGCAAGACAAAGCUCGGGGCGGACCAUCCUGACACGCUGACGAGUAUGGGCAACCUGGCAUUGACGUAUAUGAACCAGGGCCGAUGGGAGGAGGCGGAACAGCUAUUUGUGCAGGUGAUAGAGACGAGGAAGACGAAGCUCGGCGUGGACCAUCCCUAUACGCUCAUGAGCAUAGCCAAACUGGCGUUGAUUUAUAGGUAUCAGGGUCGGUGGAAGGAGGCCGAGCCGCUCCAGGGGCAGGUCAUGGAGACUCGCAAGACAAAGCUGGGCGCGGACCAUCCCGAUACGCUUACGAGCAUAAACAACCUCGCAUUGACGUAUAGCGAUCAGGGUCGGUGGGAACUAGCCGAGCAGCUUCAGGUGCAGGUUAUGGAGACUCGCAAGACAAAGCUGGGCGCGGACCAUCCCGAUACGCUCACGAGCAUGAGCAAUCUCGCCUUCACGUACAGGAAACAGGGUCGGUGGGCACUGGCCGAGCAGCUCCAGGUGCAGGUCAUGGAGAGUCGCAAGACAAAGCUGGGCGCGGACCAUCCCGAUACGCUUGGGAGUAUAAACAAUCUCGCAUUCACAAUAAAAUCUUCAGGACGCAAUGCCGAUGCUAUCGAACUACUACGGACCUGUUUAGCCAGACAGGAAGAAAUACUAGGGAUGAAUCACCCGGACACUUUAUCUAAUUCUGCAACAUUGUUAGAAUGGGAAACGGAGAUGCUGGAUAUUAAUGUCUCAACCUGA